CUCUCUUUUCCUUCCACUAAUGGAAGAGCUAAUUCUAACAAUGUCCUCACUUUUUCGAACAGAUACCAGCUUCCGGCUUGUAUUCUCUUCACUAUGACGAGUUUGAUUCAAUUUGAUUCGUCACCGAUGAUCUCUCCGAUUGACUUCACGUUAAGAAACCCUUUUGGCAUCCACCGUUUCCUCCUCCAUUUUGAUGUAUUUGGUCGACUUUGUUGGACCCUGGACAGUUUAGAGUUGAACAGAAGCUGGAACUGCAUCUGAAUGGAAAGUCUGUGAUUUGGUAUGGAUGUGGCAACUCUUGUCUGGUGGAAAUGAAUGUUAGCUCAUGGGGUAAGCAAUUCUCGAACUUUCAAUCACUCAAGAAGGAUCUGUUGUGCAAAGGAAGGCAUUACUUAUCUAAUACUUUUAUUCUGCAUUUUUUAUGGGAAGGAAGACACAUUCAGCUGGAUGAACGGAAGCAGAAGAUUAGGGAAAAGGAGCAGAUGAAGGCUCUCGUGGCCAAUGAAGCCAGAGCGGCAGGGGCACGUAAAGCGAGUUUGAGAGCGGAGCUGGUGGGACUUCGCCAAGACACUAAGAAUGGCAUAAGGGCGAAAAAGAAUGACAUCCAGAGCCUUCAACAGGAGCUGUCUCGUCUGGGCAUGUUUUGUCAGAUGUCAAAUGUGGCAUUGGAGGGCGACAGAUUUUUAUACAACGGCAUCAAGGUAAAAUCUCUAGAAUGGAAUGUUCCGCGUGAGUCCUUGAGGCGUUGGAUCUGCAUGAAAUGCUCUUUCAAUGAAGUUUCUGUUGUUUUUCUUCCAUGCACCCACCAAGUGCUGUGCGCACCCUGCUAUGAAGGGAGCUGCAGCAGCUCGGCGAAUGAAAAAUGUUGCCCCUACUGUGGUGCGGAAGUUGAGCAGUGCAUCAUGGCCUAUGGCCCAACUUAGUAAUUGAUCUUGGUUGCAAAAGUUAUAAAUGAACAGAUAAAGCUGGUCUGGCGUGUGGAUAAAUUCUGGUGGCAUUUUGUAUUGCGUUUGAUCAGAUGUUCUUUUUUGUCUCUGCAUUUCUAUUCGCCAUUCUUUGUAUUGUGUUUGAUCAGAUGUUCAUCUACUCUCAAACUUUGAUUAUGGCCUCAUUUCUUGACUUUCAAAUUA
Molecule: messenger RNA, 1130 nt
Organism: Salvia splendens (bonfire salvia)
Lineage: Eukaryota; Viridiplantae; Streptophyta; Magnoliopsida; Lamiales; Lamiaceae
Product: MND1-interacting protein 1-like
Exons: 4
Coding region: 312-923 (203 amino acids)
Source: RefSeq, a predicted model, not a curated record